AUGACCAACAACGACGCAACCAAGACCAACGGCGCCAACGGCGCCAACGGCGAUGCCGCCAAGAACUCGUUCGCCGUCAAGGCCGGCCUCGCGCAGAUGCUCAAGGGCGGCGUCAUCAUGGACGUGACGGAUGCGGCCCAGGCCCGCAUCGCCGAGGAGGCCGGCGCCUGCGCCGUCAUGGCCCUGGAGCGCGUCCCCGCCGACAUCCGCAAGGACGGCGGCGUCGCCCGCAUGUCUGACCCGGCCGUCAUCAAGGAGAUCCAGGCCGCCGUCACCAUCCCCGUCAUGGCCAAGGCCCGCAUCGGCCACUUUGUCGAGUGCCAAAUCCUCGAGGCGCUCGGCGUCGACUACAUUGACGAGAGCGAGGUGCUCACACCCGCCGACAAGGUCUACCACGUCGAAAAGUCCGACUUCAAGGCCCCCUUCGUCUGCGGCUGCAGGAACCUCGGCGAGGCGCUGCGCAGGAUCGCAGAGGGCGCCGCCAUGAUCCGCACCAAGGGCGAGGCCGGCACCGGCGACGUUGUCGAGGCCGUCACCCACGUCAAGACGGUCACCAAGGACAUUGCGCGCGCCAAGGCCAUCCUCCAGACCGAGGGCGUCAUUGGCAUCCGCGCCAUGGCGAGGGAGAUUGGCGUCGACCCUACGCUCCUGCAGCAGACCGCGGAGCUGGGCCGUCUCCCCGUCGUCAACUUCGCCGCCGGCGGUGUCGCCACCCCCGCCGACGCCGCGUUGAUGAUGCAGCUCGGCUGCGAUGGCGUCUUUGUCGGCAGCGGCAUCUUCAAGUCCGGCGACCCGGCGAAGCGCGCCAAGGCCAUCGUGAGAGCGACCACGCACUACAAGGACGCCAAGGUCCUCGCCGAGUGCAGUGAGGGCUUGGUGAGGCCAUGGUCGGCAUCAACUGCGACAGCUUAA
Molecule: messenger RNA, 912 nt
Organism: Colletotrichum spaethianum
Lineage: Eukaryota; Fungi; Ascomycota; Sordariomycetes; Glomerellales; Glomerellaceae
Product: pyridoxal phosphate homeostasis protein
Exons: 1
Coding region: 1-912 (303 amino acids)
Biological process (GO): pyridoxine biosynthetic process; amino acid metabolic process; pyridoxal 5'-phosphate biosynthetic process
Molecular function (GO): amine-lyase activity
Source: RefSeq, a predicted model, not a curated record